Molecule: messenger RNA, 519 nt
Organism: Parastagonospora nodorum SN15
Lineage: Eukaryota; Fungi; Ascomycota; Dothideomycetes; Pleosporales; Phaeosphaeriaceae
Exons: 2
Coding region: 1-519 (172 amino acids)
Source: RefSeq, a predicted model, not a curated record
AUGGUUGGCAUCAAGAUCAAAACUCUCGACAAUAGCGCAAAAGCUACUGCCACGACAUACAUUGGCGAUACAGUGAAAGGUGUGCGGAUUGCUUGUACAAAAGAGCCUGGCAGAUUCUGGGGGGCCGACAGCUCAGCUGAUCAUUCGAUAUUCGAAAAGACAAUUCUGGGAGUUCCCGCCAUUCUGGGCAUUCCGCUGGUAAUUCAUCGCGUCGGGACCCAGUCAAACAACCGCGCCGAUCUCGACUGUCAAAUCGCUACGUUCCUCAACGUCAAAUACGAGGACGGGCUUGCUCCUCAGUGGCAAUCACAUGUUGGCACGUGUCUCGUCGCUCGCGAGGACAAGGAGCCUCUGACCAGCCAGCAUCUCGAAGCGUUGUGGAUGUACAUCGAUAGAGUGAUGAAUUUCUGUGGCGAAGAGGGUCCCAGGCAGGCGCAGAAGGAAAUAACCAAGAAGCGGUUCGAGACAUGGUUUGAGAACUACAAGGAGAACGAGGCAGAGAACGGACGCACGGAGUGA